Molecule: messenger RNA, 558 nt
Organism: Tinamus guttatus (white-throated tinamou)
Lineage: Eukaryota; Metazoa; Chordata; Aves; Tinamiformes; Tinamidae
Source: RefSeq, a predicted model, not a curated record
AUGAGGCUGUGGAUGAGCGUCCCCCCCCAGCACAACCGGCUCUUGGCACCGCAGCCGGGUCGUCACUGUGGGAAUGGACUCACAGCCCCGAUCCCCAGGAAAAGCCGGGGCCUCCCCGGCCACCGCUGGGGUUUGUCACCCGCAGGGCAGGACGAGCAGGCGGCCGCUGGAGGAGGAUCCAUCCGGCCGCAGGUCGUCGUGAGCGUCUACGGGCCCGACGUGUUCGGGAACGACGUGGUGAGGGGCUACGGGGCCGUGCACGUGCCCAUCGAGCCGGGCAGGCAUAUAAGAACCCUUCCGAUGUUUGUUCCAGAGUCUACGUCUAGGCUGCAGAGGUUCACAAGCUGGUUCACGGGGAGGCGUCCAGAAUUCACCGACCCGCGAGUGGUGGCGCAGGGAGAGGGCAGAGAAGUGACGAGAGUGCGAUCUCAAGGCUUUGUGACCAUCUCCUUCAAUGUAGUGACCAAAGAUAUGACGAAGCUGGGCUACGAGGUCACCCCAAGUGACAUGGAGAACCAUUCUCUGGUGUCUGUCACGGAAGGGAUUCAUAAUUAUUAA